Molecule: messenger RNA, 8075 nt
Organism: Saccostrea echinata
Lineage: Eukaryota; Metazoa; Mollusca; Bivalvia; Ostreida; Ostreidae
Product: mitogen-activated protein kinase kinase kinase 1-like
Exons: 21
Coding region: 204-4397 (1397 amino acids)
Biological process (GO): protein phosphorylation
Molecular function (GO): protein kinase activity; ATP binding; zinc ion binding
Source: RefSeq, a predicted model, not a curated record
AAACAGAUGUUUGUAAAUAGUUCUGGACGAAAUUGACAGCUAAUAAUUUGUGUUUGUUCCCUUACAAUCUCAGUCUCUAUUUACAGAUAAAUCCUGACAUUGAUCCCGUGAAUGAAAAUGCAAGAGGGUCUGGAAGAUAUCGAUUUCUUAUGACCUUUCUGUCGUUUAGUGCAUGAUUGGUUAUGAGAUGAUUUCUUUGUUUUAUGCACAACUUGUUGCCUUUCACUAUGACAAGUGAAGAAGAGAGGGGGUUUCUGUCUGAAAAUGAGGAAGAAGACAAGGGCAGUGAUGAAGAAUUUCAAGGACCCCAUGACUGGAGGAGAAGGUUGAAGCCCGUCCAAUUCAAAUUCACAGCUGACAAAUCCAAACCUCCAUCAGCAACAACUGUUAAUAGGAGUGGUAGCACAAGACGGACAUUGGAAGAACUUCGGGAAUCGGACAAACCAAGGAGAAUCCCCUCCUGGAAAAGACAUUUGAUUGAAAAGAAAAAGAUUACAGUUAAGAGACAUGGAAGUGGAGCAGGGCAGAGUGGCACCAACAUUUAUAGGAAGAAAUCUUUCAAUAAGAAUUUGGAGUCAGCAUUCCAACAACAAGUUGUUAAUUCUGCUCAAGCCAAAAAGAAAGUAUCUCCCUCAAACUCUUUUAAACAGUCACAAGCCCUGACCAGAAACAGAAUCGCUAAAGUCCUGAGAGCUCGUCUGUAUCUGCUACAGCAGUCCGGUCCAAACUCAUUUCUGAUUGGUGGAGAUUCACCUGACCAUAAAUUCAGGGUCAUCAUAGGACCACAGAACUGUACCUGUGGCAAGGGGCCUCACUGUGUCCAUGUUUUGUUUGUUAUGCUGAGAGUUUUUCAGAUUAGAGAAAGUGAUCCUCGAUUGCUGAGCAAAGUGCUUAAAAACUAUGAGGUGGAAGCUUUGUUUAAAGAAUACCAUGACAAAAUGUCAUCCAGAAUCUCAAUGAAAAAAGAAGUAAAAGUAACCAAGACACAGAGCAGUUCUGACUUGCUGUCUCCCGACAUGACACCAGGACAGUCAGAAGUAGAUGGAGAAAGUGUUAAGGAGGAAGAUGACACCUGCCCUAUCUGUCUCCUGGAGAUGUUAGAGGGAGAGAGCCUCCUGAAAUGUGAAAAUGGCUGCCACAAUCGUCUGCAUCAUCACUGCAUUUCAGUUUGGUUUGAACUUUGCAGAAGACAGAAUGAUCCCCUUAUCUGUCCCCUGUGUAGGGCUGAUUGGAAAAGUAGUGAUAUUGAAAUUAAAGGGAAUGUUGGAGGUGAUAACCAGUUGCCAAUUGUUCCCCCAAACACAAGAGCCCCCUCCCCAGACAGAGCACUGCCAUAUACUGAAGGUGUCCCUCCUGAGAGAGACAGACUGCCAUUUGCUGAACCUAUUCCCCCAGAACACACAGCUCUAGCAGAACCAUGGAUACAGAUGUAUGGAGAAGACUUGAUGUCCUGUUUUUUCUCUCGUAACUGGUCAAUACGUGAGUCAGGGAUUCGACAUCUGAGUAGGGAGGCAGUAGGUGUGCUGAUGAAAGGCAUGGGUGAGGGGAAAAGUGGGGUGAUGUUAUCCCCAGAAAAGGCUAGUCACAUCCAUAAAUCUGUAGAAAUUUGCUGCCAGAUCCUCGCCUUUAUGUGUGGGGAUCCCGUCUACAGAGUCUAUGUUGCAUGUUUAAAAACUCUACGGACAGUUUUGUCCUAUAUUCCAUGCCGAGAGGAGAAACAGAAGUCUCGCUUGGAGGGAAUCCUAAAACCUAUUGUGGAUGCCAUAAUAAUCAAAUGUACUGAUGGCAAUAGAAGAACUAGUCAAUUGUCUUUGUCUACACUCGUGGAACUUGCCAAAGGAAGUGAGGGAGAGCUUUGUGUUGGCAGUCAGGUUUCAGGGGCUCAAAGUUUCAACAGCCUGGAUUAUGUGAUAAGAUGUGCUACAGAAGAUUUUGACCCUGAGACAGUUUCAUGGCAAUGGCUUCUCGGAAGACUGUAUUUAUUGGAGAGAUUUUUUGAGGAGUUUCAAAAUGAAUUAUCUCCAAGGAAUCCCCCAGAGGGAAAAUCAGGUGAUGAGGAAUCUUUGCUCGGAGCCAAGCCUUCUGAUGGGGGUGCUAUGACCUCACCAGAGAGGUUGCUUACUAUCGCACGUUUUGCUGUAAAACUAGUCAAAAAUUCCCAUCUCAAAGUUAGUCGCAUGGCAAGGAGGGUUUUCUUGCUGGUGGUUAAAUUUUCCAUUCACUUAGAGUCUAUGAUGGAGGAUUUGCAGGAAAUGCUAUCUGUUCUGGAUGCAACAUCAGUUAAAUCACUGAAGAAAAGAAUGUCACGAAUUGCUGAUGAUUUUAAUCUGUCUGAGAAACUGGUUCAUGAAUUGCAUCAUGGUAUAACAAACAAAAAAAUUCCUCAAGAUGAGACUCCUGAGAAUUCCCCUCACUCUUCACCUGAGUCUACACCCAGAUGUAACUCCCCAGUAUCAGCAUCUCCAGAUCAUCUGAGUGAAGCAAGUAGCACCAGCAAAGGAAAAUCUGUUCCUCUUGUCCCUCCUAAUACACCCAUUAGGGCUCGCAGGGAGUGCAAGUACGAUUCUAAAAAUGAUGAGAGCAUUAAUGGUGAGAUAACAGAGGAAGGAACUCUGACUGUAACAGAAAAGUUUCUGGAAUGUAUUGAGCCUGCAAAACUAGUCUUAACACCCAGAGAAUCACAAGAAGGUGUGAGGAAAAGUCCUUCUCCAAAAGAUCCAACUCCCCCACCUAAAACACCUCCCCCUAUUCCACCUCGACCUCUCUCAAGGAAAGGCAGUUACGAGAUUUUACAGGUUGGGCCAAUCUUGUCUCCACCCACCCUUCCACCACAUGUGGCUGCUCUGCCACCUCCCCCUGAUGUGGUGAAAUGUGCCAGCGAGUCUGCAGAGAGAAAUAAACUAUCCCUGCCUCUGCCGUGCACAACAGAUGAUAAGCCCUUCGUGUUGUGUGAUUGUGAGAACAAAGAGGGCUGUAAACACAGGCCUCUGCCUUCUUCUCAUUCCAUUGAUCUACCAAAGAAAUCCCCUUUAUCACUCGAUCUACCAAAGAAAGAACCCUCCCCACCACCACUGGAAUCUCAUGAUUUAGAGGCUCAUGGCAGUGCCAGCUUCUCUUCAGAUGAGCGGACCCUGUCAUCAGAUGACUCGCUGGACAGAGUUUGCAGACGUAAAGUGCGACAUCUUGGACAUUUCCCCACAGCAGAACAAGGAGCAACAUCAAGUGAUGAAAUUCUGGAUGUUAGACCCAGAGGUCGAACUCGUCUUGAACAUUCAGUUUCAUUCAAAUCAGAAGUGGCAUCUCCAAAGGAGCCAGUGAUGAAUUUUCUUAAACAAAAAGAGGAGGAUGAAUGUCCAUGUAAAGAGGAGGUAGAGAGGGAAGAGGCUCUGGCCCUGGCAAAGGCUAUGGAGGUGUCGGCACUUGAUCCUCCCAAACCUUUUGUUCCUGGCCUCACCCCAACAGAUAGGGAGGAAGUUAUCACUAUCCGGAUACAACCAGAGAAUGGUGAACGUCACCCGGAUUCAAAGGGAAAUGGUCCCUCACUUUACCUUGAGGGCGUCCACUGGAUGAAGGGGCCUCUUUUGGGGACUGGGGCCUACAGCACAUGUUACCAAGCUAAGGAUGUCAAGACAGGAGUCCUAAUGGCUGUCAAACAGGUGUCUUUUUGCCGCAAUUCUCGAUCUGAGCAGGAAAGUGUUGUUGAAACCAUAACAGAAGAAAUUAUAAUGAUGACUAAACUGAACCACCCUAAUGUUGUCAGAAUCAUGGGAGCUACCCGCCAUGGCUGCCACUUCAAUAUGUUUGUGGAAUGGAUGCCUGGUGGGUCUAUCUCUUAUCUCCUGGGAAUGUAUGGUGCAUUCUCUGAGAAUGUCAUCACCAGCUACACCCUCCAGAUCCUUAGAGGCCUGGCCUAUCUCCAUGAAAACCAUGUUCUCCACAGGGAUCUUAAAGGUGCUAAUUUACUGGUGGACAGCACUGGUCAAAGAUUAAGAAUUGGCGACUUUGGGGCAGCUGCUAGAUUGGCCUCUCAGGCUACAGGGGCAGGAGAAUUCCAGGGUCAGCUGCUGGGAACCAUAGCUUUCAUGGCUCCAGAGGUUCUGCGAGGUGAGAAUUAUGGAAGAGCCUGUGAUGUUUGGAGUGUUGGCUGUGUUAUCAUUGAGAUGUGUACUACCAGACCACCCUGGAAUGCCAAAGAUAUUUCUAACCAUCUGGCUCUCAUUUUUAAGAUUGCCACAUCAAUGCAGCCCCCUCCAAUCCCUGAGAACCUGUCUCCCCCUAUUAGGGACAUCCUUCUUCGAUGUCUGGAACAGCAGAAGACAGAGCGACCUACAGCAAAGGAACUCUUGGUCCACCCCCUCUUCACUCAGUACAUGACCAGCACCAGCAGUAAAUGCUGAAAUGUUCAAAUAGUCUGAGCAAGGCAGCCUUGAUUUUUUAAACAUGAAUUAUGUCUACAUAACAGAGUUAUGAAUACAAACAGCAAAAAUAAGGGAAUUCGAAGCAUGUAUUUAAAUUUCUUCAUGCAUUUAUUGGUGCGUGGUAUAAUAGCCAUGUAGAUACAUGUAUAUCUUCACAUUCCUCUCACCUCAACCAUUAGCUCAAGUAUCUGUCUUUCUGCAUUUAUCAAUUUUUCAUAUUAGGGGAGUUUUAUUCCCAUGUUUUCAUAACUACUGUAAAACAACGAAACAUUUUGGUGUCAGAUAUCUUUGGGGAGAAUUUGUCAAUUCUUUGUCAAAUGAUAACUGGAUUCGGCCAUGUUCGUGUAUUUUUUAUGCAGAGUGUAUUUAAAUGUAGAUUUUUGCUAAAUCUUGCCAUAAUGAUAUAGUGCACUUUAAAUAUUCAUAGCAUUAUUUUUCAUUUUAUUUAUUCUCUAAAAAGGACUUUUAAAGUCAUACUACCAGCACAGUUAGUCAGUCAGGAAUAUGAAUACAUGGAUUUCGUCAAACAUUAAUAAUGUGUACAUUCAGAAAUAUAUUAUUCUCUGAUGAUCUUUGCAGUAUUAUUCUCUCUAGUAUUACUUAGUGCCAACACCCAACUUUUUCAUAAAUUUGCACAAAAAAACUUGUUUCAAAUUCAAACAUGUUGCAUUUAUUUCUGUCUUUGUCUGCAUGUGUUUCAAUUAGGUUAGAUGUAGAAUGAAUGCUGCAUUUUCCUUUUGUUCUUUGGGGUGUUUUUAAAGUUUUAUCUUUGGUGUGUUAUUCAAAGUGCUUUUUUUUCUUACUUAUGUAUAUAACAUUUGAAUGUUUUUCUUGGUCUGUUUUAGUCCGCAUCUGUUAGCCCUCUAUGGAUGGGGUGUCACCUUGAUUUACUGUAGAUGCCAAAAGUCUCAAUAUGAUAUUAUUUAUUUAGUAGUUACAUGUUUUCUUUUAGCUUUCUACCCAUUUAAUAGCCUGCAUUUAAUGUUGAAUCUGUGUUUAGCUUUAUAUCUAUCCAAAUAUCACUCGGUACCUAUGUACUUCCAAAGCAGAGAUGUGUUGCUACAAAAGAUUUGCAUUUUUUUUUUGUCUUUGUAUCAUUGUUAUUAUUUACUUUGGCAUGAAAAAAAAGACAUUGCAUGUUGCUUCUGUAACAAAAUUUAUGCUUUAAGUUGACUCUCUCCAUUGCGAGGACCCAGAGCUGGUUCCACAUAAUAAAUUUGGCCUCAUGAAAUAGAUUCAUGAGCAACAAUUUAAAUUUAAUGGUGCUAAUUUUGUUUGCAUAUUAUGAUAUAAAUUCAUACAAAUCUGCAAUAAAAUCAGAGCAUAAUACAUCACUACAAAUCUUUUUUUUACAGUAUUGUAUAAAGGACCUAAUAUUGGCACUUUUUUUUUUUUACACUGCGACUUAAGAAUACAUGUAUUCUCAAAAUAUUGUCACUGUAGGACCACCAGGCAAGGGGAAGAGGUUAUCUCCCUGCACAUUUUGUAAUAUUUAUGCAUAAUGAAUCUCCUGUUAUAAUAAUGAUAUUGCUCAUACAUAAAAUACUACUAAAACGUUAUUGCUCAUUGGGGUCUCCUUUUGUAGCUAAAAAUGUAUUUUGCCUUGUUACAUUUUUUUGUGCUUGCUUUAAGUGUGUAACAGGAAAGGAUAAAAUGUUACAUUUUCUUCUAUCUGUAAAUAGAUGUAACUUUUUUUUUUUAGCAAUAGUGAUUUUGUAAUAGUGUCAUGCUGAUAUAGUGAUUCUUACUCUGUGCUUUCUCUGUCUCUUUCCAUAGCCGGUGCUUAAUGCUUUAGAAUGUUGAAAAGGAAAAGAAAACAUAUUCCAAUAAAAAAAAAUGAAUUGUCUACCUCUCACUGUUAAAACAUUUGAAAUAUGCACAUAUGAAUGAAAGCCAGUAUUGUUUUUAAAAAUAAAAUGAAAAAAUGUAUUGUUUUUAUACCUAAAUCGAAAUUUCAAAACAAUGGCUACAAAGUGCCUUUAUAAUAAUGGCUUCUGUUGAUAUUUUUGGAGACAGUAUUUUAAUAUUGUGAUAACAGGGUUGUGAUUUGUGUACAUAUCACCUGUGUCAUCAGUGACUUAAACUUUGUUUGGCUCACAAAUCUAGCUCAAAUAUUGAAAUGGCUAUGGAUUUGUUUGGGUUUUUUUUUUCAUUCUUGGUUAAAACUUAAUUAAAUGGAAAUUUUGUACUUAAUUUAUAUCUUUUCUUUCCAAUUUUCUUAUCACUUAGUUAUGAAUUACAGUAAAAUGAAAAAAAAAAUGUAUAUGUUUAUAGUUGAUAGUGUAAACUUUAUUAGACAUACUAAAAUGUUUGAGAUACAUGUAAAUGUAUUUUCAUUACAUAUUUCAAACAAUGUGUAUUUGUGUACUUUAGCAAGCCAAACACAUAUUGGAUUUUGAGUUAUUGAAACCAGCAUAUUGAUUUCACACAAAAAAAUUUCUACCUGGAACACACUAUAAUUGUGUAUUUAUAUAAGGGAAAAAAUUAACAAUUUUUAUUCAUUUAACAGUAAACUAGUUUUAAAUACACUAUACCUUCCAAAAUAAUACUUGUCUGUGUUUAGAUAUGUAUAUAUUUUAUAUAUGUGUACAUAGAGUGUAUGUUUUUGUAUACAGUGUGUUGAAUUUAUAUGAAUGUACUUCUUGUAGUAUCUACAAAUAAAUCGAUUUUUUUCUUCUAGAAAAUAAUAAUACACAUAAACAAAGGAAUUACCAAAGGUAUAUUCAUUUUCAUUUAUGUCAUAAUUUUGGCUGAAUUUUAUAUUAUGCCCUUGUUACAAAGGAGAUAUCUUGGAUUAUUUUAGCAAUAUGGAUACUAGUCAUUUUAAUAUAAUUUUUGUUUUGUUACUCAAUAUCUUGUUACUUGUUAACUAUUUAUAGAUGAAGAUAUAGGAUUUUUUAAGUUGUCAUGUGACCAAAAAAAAAAGUGAUGAAUUUGAAAUGAAAAAACUACAAAGCCUCUCAUAUUUCAGACAAUAUUACAUCAAGAAUUAAUUGUAAAAAAGGGACAGGGUGUCUGUUUAUGUCAAGUAAGACACUUCUUGAAACUACAGAGACAUAUUAUCACAACUUCUCUUUAAAAACAAUAGUUUAAAUUAAGGUAUUUUUUUGGAAGAAGAACUGUGACAUUCCAGAAAAUUUUCUUCAUUUUAUUGUGUAACGGUAUUUUGUAGUUCUUUAUUUAUAGCAUUUGUCUGUUUGCUGUUUUUUAAGUACAUUGUAUUAAAAUUGCAGUCAGCUUUUCUGUUUUUAGGGGUAACUGACGUUGAUGUCAUAUCAAUGAAUUCUAUUCUUUUAAAAUACAAGUAUUUCUUUUAGAAACAUGCAUAUCCAAAUAUAUCAAAGAAAUAGACCUUAUCAUGAAUUAAAAUAUUUAGAUAUCCUUAUUUUUUCAUCUUUUUACAUCUUUUUAUAGAAUAGACAACGCUGUAUGUCCAAAGUAAAGUAGAAAUUUUGAUAACCUGACAGGUACAAUUUUUUUUUAUAUAAAUCUAUAGUUUAAAGGUCAUAUGAUAAAGGAGGAGGUCAACUUUUUUGUCUUGGUGUUGUUGUCAUGGUGAUAAUGUCAAUAUUUUAUGUUUUACUGUAGUAUGCUUUGGACAGUUUUCUGUUUUCAUUUUUAAGUGCUAAUUUCUGAAUAAAAUUCUCUUAGUAUGCA